AUGGCUCGUGGACUGCAGAUAAAAGAUGAAGACAGUGGCUAUAAUAAAAACCUAUUUUGCAUUCCUAAGUUGGAAUUCUAAGGCAUUCUAAGUAGGAAUUCCUAAGUAGAAGAAGACUUAGAAAGAGUUUUCAUUCCUCAUGGACUCAUCCUGGACAGGACAGAACGCUUGGCUAGAGAUAUCAUGCAAGAUAUGGGAAACCACCACAUUGUUGCACUCUGUGUCCUUAAAGGAGGCUAUAAAUUCUUUGCUGAUUUGCUGGACCAUAUAAAAGCACUAAAUCAAAAUGGUGAUAAAUCUGUCCCCAUUACUGUGGAUUUUGUGAGAAUAAAAAGCUACUGUAAGGAUACACCUACAGAAAAAAUCAGUAUUGUUGGAGAAGAACUGUCUACACUAAAUGGGAAGAAUGUGUUAGUAGUAGAGGAUAUUAUUAAGACUGGUAGAACAAUGAAGGCACUACUUUCAAAACUAAAAGACAAUGAACCAAAGAUGGUAAAAGUCUUAAGCUUGCUCAUCAAAAGGAUAUACCGAAGUCCAGGCUAUAGACCAGACUACAUAGGCUUUGAAAUUCUAGAUAAGUUUGUGGUUGGAUAUGCUCUUGACUAUAGCGAAUACUUCAGAGAUCUAAAUCACAUCUGCAUUCUGAUAGAGAGAGCCAUACAGAAAUAUAAAAGCUAG
Molecule: messenger RNA, 678 nt
Organism: Cygnus atratus (black swan)
Lineage: Eukaryota; Metazoa; Chordata; Aves; Anseriformes; Anatidae
Product: hypoxanthine-guanine phosphoribosyltransferase-like
Exons: 9
Biological process (GO): GMP salvage; IMP salvage; guanine salvage
Molecular function (GO): magnesium ion binding; hypoxanthine phosphoribosyltransferase activity
Source: RefSeq, a predicted model, not a curated record